Molecule: messenger RNA, 2999 nt
Organism: Orcinus orca (killer whale)
Lineage: Eukaryota; Metazoa; Chordata; Mammalia; Artiodactyla; Delphinidae
Gene: ZSCAN26
Product: zinc finger and SCAN domain containing 26
Exons: 4
Coding region: 1555-2994 (479 amino acids)
Biological process (GO): regulation of transcription by RNA polymerase II
Molecular function (GO): RNA polymerase II cis-regulatory region sequence-specific DNA binding; DNA-binding transcription factor activity, RNA polymerase II-specific
Source: RefSeq, a predicted model, not a curated record
AAAUAUAUUUUACUUUAAUUUUUUUUUUUUUUUUUUUUUUGCGGUACGCGGGCCUCUCACUGUUGUGGCCUCUCCCGUUGCGGAGCACAGGCUCCGGACGCGCAGGCUCAGCGGCCAUGGCUCACGGGCCCAGCCGCUCCGCGGCAUGUGCCACCAGGGAAGCCCUACUUUAACUUUUAAAAGAUAUUUUCGAGCUCUGACCCUCAAGGAGAAGGUAACUCUCCUGAUGAUAGAAUUUUUUUCUUUCCUGUUAUGAAAAUUUCAGGCUUGAAACAAUAUGAAUUAUGUCAUAAAACCAUGGUUAGUAUGAUAUUUGUUUCAAAAUUAUCAAUGAUGAAACCAAAGUUUGUUCAGGUUUUUUAAAGGGUUUAUUUUGUUCACAGACUAUAAAAAUACAGUGUGUGAUGAGGUGGGCAAGAGAGGGAAUAUUUGUUUUCUUCUGCAGAAUUUAUUUUUGUAGUGAUAUAUGAUCCCCUCACCCCCAUACAUUGCAGAGAAUAAUCGUUGAUUAUUCUCUCCCAUAGUAAUAGACAGACUGUAACUGAGCAGGACCCUAUGGGGCCUCCCCAGGACAGACACCUCCCCCAUAUCCUCUGCUGUGGCUCCUCUCUGAAGUAUAGAUACAUAGAUAAUAGUAUCUGAUGCAUUCUUCCUGAGUUGUUUUACAGAUGCUAAAAUUACCACCAAAUGGAAGAAAUUAACUACUUGAUGAUCAUGAGCCCGCAGACCUACAGGCUCCAAAGAACUGAUAAUGUUAACCGCCUUGUUACCGCAACACCAGCCAAUCAGAGAAGUGUGCAGGAGCUUGACCACCGUCACCUGGCUUUUAAAACAAUGCUUUGCUGAAAACCUUUGGGGAGUUGGGAGUGUUUUGAGCACGGACCACGCGUUCUCCUUGCUUGGUCCUGCAAUAAACCUUUCUCUGUUCCAGACUCCGACGUUUUGGUUGGUUUGGCCUCACUGUUCGUCCAGCUCACGAACUUGCGUUUUGUAACAAUUCUGAAUUUUUUAUUACCUUAAACCCUUCAAUACAAAUAUACGUUCAUUGUUCAAUUUAAUCUUCAAAAUACUUCGACAUUUCUUUUUUCCACUGUAUUUGAUGACUUUUUAAAUUGGGAAGACAUGGUAAUAUAUGUGUCCGUGUUUUAAUUACGUGAGUAAGCAAAGUGGAACGCCAGCUGUUUGUGAUAACAGUAAAGUGAGCUGGCCCGUUUUUUACAUGAAUAAAAUAAAUUUCGGCUUAAAAAAUGAAAAAACAGUAAGCGCACAACGGGACGCCCCUCUCAGCUGCGGGGCUUGGAGAACGUUCAGCCAACCGUUGGGAGCUUGGCCGCCUCCUGCGAGGCGGGAGCAGAAGGCCAUCGAGCCGCAGUCCUCCCGCAGUCCUAGAGCGACGCUAAAGUGAACCGCGGAGCGAGAGUCGGAGAUCAGCAAAGAGCUAAGACGGAGCUUGGCAGCGUUUGCCCUUUCCUGCCGGUCGUUGGAGCGGGGUAUCCCUGAGGAGGCAGUCAAAAGAAAGUUCUCCAGAACAGAGAGAGCAGUCUGAAGCUGGGGAUGGCAACAGCAUUGGUAACCACUCCUUCCCCGGCUCCUCUGAAUCUGAAGAAGGAGGGACUUCACUUAGUGAAGGAGGAUCACCGCUCUCCUCGGGAACAGGGGGCCAAGCUGCAAGGAAACGGCGCAGGCCUCGGGCAGGAGCCGCUGUGCAAACAGUUCAGGCAGUUGCGCUAUGAAGAGACCACAGGACCUCGAGAAGCGCUGAGCCGGCUCCGGGAGCUCUGCCGACAGUGGCUGCGGCCCGACGCCCACACCAAGGAGCAGAUCCUGGAGCUGCUGGUGCUGGAGCAGCUCCUGACCAUCCUGCCCGAGGAGCUGCAGGCCCGGGUGCGGGAGCAUCACCCAGAGAGUGGGGAAGAUGUGGUUGUUGUACUGGAGGAUUUGCAGCCAGAACUGAGAGGAACAGGACAACAGGUGGACCCAAACCAGGCAAAGAAACAGAAAAUGCUUGUGGAGGAGACGGCCCCUCUGAAAGCAGUGCUGAAGCAGCAGAUCCAGCCUGAGGGUGAAAUUCCCAAGCCCAAGAGACAGAAGGGUGAGGAGACAAGGAUUGAGAAUGGGAAGCUGGUUGUAGAGACAGACUCCUGUGGAGGAGUGGAAUCAUCUGGGAAAAUAUCUGAACCCAAAGAUGCUUAUUAUGAGGACUCUAACUUGGAUAGGCAGCAGGACAAGGCCAAGGAGAAGACUGACUAUAAAUGCUCAGAAUGUGGGGAGGGGUUCAUCCAGCACUCAGACCUGAUUAAGCAUGAAGGUUCGCACAGGGGAGAAAAGCUCUGUGAAUCUGAAGUGUGUCAGAGUUCUAGUCUUACUGGACAUCAGAAAAUCCACUCUAGAGAGAAGGGUCAUCAGUGUCAUGAGUGUGGGAAAACCUUUCAGAGAAGUUCACACCUUGUCAGACAUCAGAAAAUCCAUCUUGGCGAGAAGCCUUAUCAGUGCAAGGAGUGUGAAAAAGUCUUUAGCCAGAAUGCAGGCCUUUUGGAACAUCUCAGAAUCCAUACUGGAGAGAAACCUUACCUGUGUAUCCACUGUGGAAAGAACUUUCGGCGCAGCUCUCACCUUAAUCGACACCAGAGAAUUCACAGUCAGGAGGAGCCCUGUGAGUGCAAGGAGUGUGGGAAAACCUUUAGUCAGGCCCUACUCCUCACCCACCAUCAGAGAAUCCACAGCCACUCCAAAAGCCAUCAGUGUAACGAGUGUGGGAAAGCCUUCAGUUUGACCUCAGACCUUAUUCGACACCACAGGAUUCACACUGGAGAAAAACCUUUCAAGUGUACCAUAUGCCAGAAAGCCUUCCGACUAAACUCACACCUUACUCAGCACGUGAGAAUCCACAACGAGGAAAAACCGUACGAGUGUAAUGAAUGUGGAGAAGCCUUCAGACAGAGGUCAGGUCUUUUUCAACAUCAGAGAUAUCACCACAAAGACAAACAGGCUUGAUGAGG